AACAGGACCAUUAAAACACUAGUUUUCCCCUAUACGUACCAACCCUCUCUUUUCCUUCUUUUAUGCUUAAAUUAUCACCAUGAACGACUCAUUAAUUUCAGCUGCGCAAGUCGGUGACAUAGACUUGCUCUACAAAUUAAUUCAGAUGCAACCAUAUGUGUUGGAGCAAACAGAUUUCAUGCCAUUUGUUGAUACACCUUUGCAUGUUGCAGCUGCUGCUGGCCAUGCAAGUUUCGCCACUGAGAUCAUGAGACUCAAGCCUUCAUUUGCAUGGAAGCUGAAUCCGUGUGGCCUUAGCCCCAUGCACCUUGCUUUGCAGAACAAGCAUUACAGAAUGGUGUGUCGCUUUGUGGACAUCAACAAAGACCUUGUUAGAGUCAAAGGGAGGGAGGGUCUCACUCCUUUGCAUAUUGCAACUCAAACCGGGAGAACUGAUCUUGUGGCCAAGUUCUUGUCGGCUUGUCCUGGUUCCAUUGAAGAUGUGACUGUUCGAAGUGAGACUGCGUUGCAUAUUGCUGUGAAAUAUAAUCAGUUUCGGGCUUUGGAGGUCUUGGUUGGAUGGCUUCAGAGAAACUGCCAAAGACAUGCUCAGGACCGGGAAAAAAGAGUUUUAAAUUGGCAAGAUGAAGCAGGCAACACCGUUCUUCACCUUUCAGUUCUCAAAGGCGUCACACAGGCAGUUGGGUUGUUGAUAGACAGCAACAUAAACAAAAAUGCGAAGAAUUUUGAGGACUCAACAGCGUUGGACAUGGUGGAGAUUAAUCAAACUACGGCUCAAAGUGCAGAGAUCAGAGAUGAGUUAGUUAGAGGAGGAGCUUUACGUGGCUUCUCACUAGCUAAUGCUCCACUCCUAGAAGAAGAGCUAAGAGCAAAAAUCACAUUCAAUGAGAGAAUAGCAAUCUUCGUUACUCGGCUCAGAAAGAGAAUAUCAAUCGACACACGCAAUGCUUUGUUGGUGGUUGCUAUUCUCUUCGUAACAAGCACAUACGGGGCAGUAAUUAGCCCCCCAGGUGGAGUUUACCAAGGUGAGGGUAGUAGGGUCACAACCUCAAAGAAGACUAGCGCAUCAUUGCAUCCCCGUGACUACGCAACCCCAGAAAUUGUAGGAAAAGUGGUGAUGAAAAUGCAAACCUUCUUCUGGUUCUGGUCCUUCAAUACCUUGUCCUUUUAUCUAUCAAUUUUGAUGAUAUGUUUGCUAAUGCCACGAGGGCGCAUAAGCGUUAUAGUGACUUUCCCACUUUCUAUCUUUACUGGGUGCUACGUGUUCUCCAUGAUGGUGAUAUCACCCAGUCUCAGGUUAAACACUGCCACUGUGGUUAUGCCAUGCAUAUUUAUAGUAUUUUACUGUUGGGGAAGUUGGAUAUACAUUAGGUUAGCCAAAAAACUUAAAGGAUACGGUCAUAAACAGAAAGACACGUUCAAGUUUUCAGGAGGAAACAGAUGGUAAUGAUAUCCAAAUUGAAAAUUUUUGUUA
Molecule: messenger RNA, 1474 nt
Organism: Glycine soja
Lineage: Eukaryota; Viridiplantae; Streptophyta; Magnoliopsida; Fabales; Fabaceae
Product: ankyrin repeat-containing protein BDA1-like
Exons: 2
Coding region: 80-1447 (455 amino acids)
Molecular function (GO): protein binding
Source: RefSeq, a predicted model, not a curated record